GCGCGAGGUUGAGCGGGGAGAGGCCGUCGAGGAGGCCGCGGCUUCUUCUGCCGUCGCGGAGCGAAAGAGGCGCCUCGAAGGGAAAGAGCCGAAAGAGGAGGAGCUGCCGUCGCCGCCGCCGCCAUGACUUGGUGGGCGCCGAAGGUCUUUCGUCUACUAGGGGCUUUCAAAGGCCAAAAACAGGUGACCAGAAGUUUUGGUAGUUCUGUUCAGACAGUAACUUUGAUCCCAGGAGAUGGCAUUGGACCAGAAAUAUCUGCUGCUGUUGUGGAGAUUUUUGCAGCUGCUAAAGCACCUGUUCAGUUUGAAGAGAGAAAUGUGACAGCAAUCCAAGGGCCAGGAGGCAAAUGGACAAUACCUCAAGAUGCCAAAGAAUCCAUGGACAAGAACAAAAUAGGACUGAAAGGCCCUUUGAAAACACCCAUAGCUGCUGGCCACCCGUCAAUGAACCUGCUGCUUCGUAAAACAUUUGACCUUUAUGCAAACGUCCGCCCUUGUGUUUCGAUUGAAGGCUACAAAACCCCUUACACAGAUGUCGACAUAGUCACAAUACGAGAGAACACAGAAGGGGAAUACAGCGGAAUCGAGCACGUGAUUGUUGAUGGUGUUGUACAGAGUAUCAAGCUCAUCACGGAAGAUGCCAGCAAACGCAUUGCUGAUUUUGCCUUUGAGUAUGCCAGAAACAAUCAAAGAAGCAAAGUUACAGCUGUGCACAAAGCAAACAUUAUGCGAAUGUCUGACGGGUUGUUCCUGAAAAAAUGCAGGGAAGCAGCAGAAAACUGUAAAGAUAUUAAGUUUAAUGAAAUGUAUCUCGACACUGUGUGUCUCAAUAUGGUGCAGGAUCCAUCUCAGUUUGAUGUCCUUGUAAUGCCAAACUUGUAUGGUGACAUCCUUAGUGAUUUGUGUGCAGGAUUGAUUGGUGGUCUUGGAGUAACACCAAGUGGAAACAUUGGUGCCAAUGGAGUUGCAAUCUUUGAAUCAGUUCAUGGAACAGCUCCAGAUAUUGCUGGAAAGGACUUGGCAAACCCAACAGCACUUCUGUUGAGUGCAGUGAUGAUGCUGCGACACAUGGGAAUGCAAGAAUAUGCCACGAAAAUAGAAGAUGCCUGUUUUGAUACCAUCAAAGAAGGAAAGGUCUUGACCAAAGAUUUGGGAGGUAACUCAAAGUGUUCAGAGUUCACAGCAGAGAUUUGUCGCAGAGUAAGGGCAAUGGAAUAAAGCAUCUCCAAUUGCCCCUGAUGGAAGCUGUUACUAAAACAUGUUAGCUGUCUGCAAUUCAUAUCCAUUUUGUUUGCCUUUCUCUUGAGGAAAGCAAAGUGUUAGACGGGGAGCCUCUCUGUUAAAUAAAUUCAGCCCAAAUGGAUGCGAUUCUUCUUGUGCCUGCUUCUGGUGGACUUUUUCCAAGUGCUUAUUUUUAUUUAUUACAUGUCAGUCAAAUUCCUUUUUGCACACAAUUGGCAACCUUCCAUUUUGAGUCCUACUUUUUCAGAAACACUUGAUGUAUUUAAGUGUGCAGAUAUGCGAAAGUCUGAUUUUAUCACUACAAAUUUGAAGGAGGCUUGGUCUGUUAUCCAUUAGGAACGCAGGAGUUGGCAUAGCCUUAAAAUAGCACAAUAUAUUUUUCUAAAGCAAAAAACAAGAAAACUUGCUGUACAGAGGUACUCCUGGAACCUGUCCUUCAGAAGCAUAAAUAAAGACUUGUAACUGUGGAAACAUUA
Molecule: messenger RNA, 1718 nt
Organism: Lacerta agilis (Sand lizard)
Lineage: Eukaryota; Metazoa; Chordata; Lepidosauria; Squamata; Lacertidae
Gene: IDH3A
Product: isocitrate dehydrogenase (NAD(+)) 3 catalytic subunit alpha
Exons: 11
Coding region: 124-1218 (364 amino acids)
Biological process (GO): isocitrate metabolic process; tricarboxylic acid cycle
Cellular component (GO): mitochondrion
Molecular function (GO): NAD binding; isocitrate dehydrogenase (NAD+) activity; magnesium ion binding
Source: RefSeq, a predicted model, not a curated record